This is a messenger RNA of Sesamum indicum (sesame), 3064 nucleotides long. Its product is annotated as oxysterol-binding protein-related protein 1C. Gene Ontology annotation, cellular component: cytosol; membrane. NCBI's taxonomy places the organism in Eukaryota, Viridiplantae, Streptophyta, Magnoliopsida, Lamiales, Pedaliaceae. The record is from RefSeq and is a predicted model, not a curated record. Gene Ontology annotation, molecular function: sterol binding.
UACCACGUUCCUCCGAAUUCCCCACCCCACCCUACCCCCCGGCCCGGCGGGGUUAACAAAAACCGAACACCCUUCCUCCCAAUCCCACUCAUCAUCUCACCGGGAAACUCUCGUUUCGCUCAUUUUUCCGUGUAGCCCCUAAUAUUUCUCCCCCGAUUCAAUAUCUAUCUCCUAUCCAAUAUAUGCAUAGAAACGUAGAUGAAUCUGUUUCUACACCGCCCCCAUAUUUAGUAAAAAUUCUCUUACAAUUCUAUUUUUGUAUGCAGAAACGAGAUUGAGAAGUGAAGUUUUCAGUUAUGCUAAUCUUACAAUGCAUUCCUUCUGCUGUGUCUCGUCAAUGACGGCCGAGUAUUCUCCCAUGCCGCCUCCUCCCCAACCGUCGUCCGAUCCACUGCCCAGAGGUCAACAUUCUUCGACGAUCUCGGGUGCUUCGUCGAAUCGUGAUUUCGGGCCGGAUCGCAGUUCGCCAGGUGCUGCGAGUAAUAACAACAAUCACGUUCAAAAUAAUCACAGCCGGGAGUUGAAGAUCAACGAUAUAGUAGGGGAUGGGAUUUCUGGGAUUUUGUAUAAAUGGGUGAAUUAUGGGAAAGGUUGGAGGCAAAGGUGGUUUGUGUUGCAAGAUGGAGUUUUGAGUUACUAUAAGAUCCGUGGGCCGGAUGGGAUUGUUGUGAAUCAGGAAACGGAGAAAGGGUCGAGAGUGAUUGGGGAGGAAUCCAUGAGGCGGAUUAUGCGCCAGCACAGCAAUCAUCAUCACAAUCACCACAGAAGUGGGAGCGGUCUUUCGUCGCCAAAUAGCAGGAAGCCCAUUGGCGAAGUCCAUUUAAAGGUCUCAUCUAUUCGAGAGAGCCGAUCAGAUGAUAAGAGAUUCUCCAUUUUUACGGGGACGAAGAGGCUCCAUCUGAGGGCUGAGAGCAGAGAGGAUAGAAUGACAUGGAUGGAAGCAUUGCAGGCUGUAAAGGAUAUGUUUCCAAGGAUAUCCAACAGUGAGCUAAUGGCUCCCGUGGAUAACCUUUCUGUCUCAACAGAAAAGCUGAGGCAGAGGUUGUUGAAAGAAGCUGUAAGUGAGGCUGCCAUUCAGGAGACUGAGCUUAUUAUGAAGAAUGAAUUUGCUUCGCUGCAGAAGCAGUUGAUGAUCUUGAAGCAGAAGCAUUGGCUCCUCAUGGACACACUGCGGCAGUUAGAGACAGAAAAGGUAGAUCUGGAGAAUACAGUUGUCGAUGAGAGCCAGAGACAGUUAAAAGAAGUUGGAGCAUCCUCUAGAUCAAGGCAAGAUAAGUAUAGCGAAAGUGCCAGUGAGUCUGAGGAUGAAAAUGAGAGAGUGGAUGUGGCAGAGGAAGAUACAGAUGAAGAAGACAACACCUUCUUUGAUACCAGGGAUUUUCUUUCUUCUGGCUCGUUUAAAAGUAGUGGAUCUGACUUUAGGACUUCAUCAUUUUCGUCUGAUGAUAAUGAAGAUUGUGCUUUUGAAUCUGAGGAUGGUAUUGAUCAUUCCAUUAAAUCUGCUGGAACAAACUUUCCUUAUGUGAAGCGUCGGAGAAAAUUGCCAGACCCUGUUGAGAAAGAGAAAGGAGUGAGUUUAUGGUCAAUGAUUAAAGACAACAUUGGGAAGGAUCUUACAAAAGUCUGUCUUCCAGUCUACUUCAAUGAGCCUCUCUCUUCUCUGCAGAAAUGCUUUGAAGAUGUGGAAUACUCAUACCUUAUUGAUCGGGCUUAUGAAUGGGGAAAACAGGGUAACAGCCUUAUGAGGAUUCUAAAUGUAGCUGCAUUUGCAGUAUCUGGAUAUGCUUCUACAGAUGGAAGAAAUUGCAAACCUUUCAAUCCACUGUUAGGAGAGACUUACGAAGCUGAUUAUCCAGAUAAAGGCCUCCGAUUUUUCUCAGAAAAGGUUAGCCAUCACCCCACGAUUGUAGCAUGCCAUUGUGAGGGUAGAGGCUGGAAGUUUUAUGGCGACAGUAAUCUGAAAAGCAAAUUUUGGGGUCGAUCCAUUCAGCUUGAUCCAGUUGGUCUUCUGACCAUUGAGUUUGAUGAUGGAGAAGUCUUCCAGUGGAGUAAGGUAACAACAUCUAUCUACAAUCUUAUCCUGGGGAAAUUAUAUUGUGACCACUAUGGUACAAUGCGGAUACAAGGAAACCGUAAUUACUCUUGUAAACUGAAAUUCAAAGAGCAGUCCAUUAUAGACAGGAAUCCUCAUCAGGUGCAGGGAAUUGUCCAAGACAAGAGUGGAAAGACAGUAGCAACCUUGUUUGGGAAAUGGGACGAGAGCAUGUAUUACUCCAGUGGAGACUGCUCCUCCAAGCGAAAAGGUCAUGAAUCUCCAUCAGAUGCUCAUUUGCUCUGGAAACGUAGCAAACCUCCAAAAUUCCCCACGCGUUAUAACUUGACGCGUUUCGCCAUCACACUGAAUGAGCUUAUUCCAGGACUGAAGGAAAAGCUGCCCCCAACCGAUUCAAGGCUGAGACCUGAUCAAAGAUGCUUGGAAAAUGGGGAGUAUGAGAUGGCAAAUGCUGAAAAAUUGAGGCUAGAGCAGCGGCAGCGGCAGGCCAGGAUGAUGCAAGAGAGAGGGUGGAAGCCGCAAUGGUUUGCCAAAGAUGAAGCAUCUGGUACAUACCGUUACAUUGGUGGAUACUGGGAAGCUAGGGAACACGGCAAUUGGGAAUCGUGUCCCAACAUUUUUGGUCAAAUACCUUCUGAUCACACUUCAGAAUGAGUUUGAUCUUAAUUUUCCAUUAUGUUUUACUGUCUUUAGGAAAAUAUUGGAAGUCAGAUGUUGAUUGUUCAUACGUCUGAGCUGCAAGUAUGUCGAUAGCGGUUGUGUAUAGUAGUAAGAUGAAGCAACCAAGUUGUUUCAAUGAUAGAGACUUUUUUUUUUUUUAUCUUUUCAUUUGUGUCCAGUUUUCCUUACAACUCAUUUUUUACAUCCUGAGACGUCUCACUAUUCUUUAGCCCUUCAUUUUUUCAAUCUUGGAUGAGGGCUGUAUGCGUCUGUGAACACUGUCCUUUUUGGUUGUGAACAAUGCUAUUGCUACUACUAUCAUUUGUAAAUUAUCUUCCCAUGUUGCCAAUA